Ceutorhynchus assimilis (cabbage seed weevil) is the source of this 5643-nucleotide messenger RNA. The record is from the annotation of a GenBank genome assembly. Lineage: Eukaryota; Metazoa; Arthropoda; Insecta; Coleoptera; Curculionidae.
UUAUUAAUAAAAAAAUUAUUUAUUGCAUAAAAAUACCAUGGAAUGUAUAAAUAUUUGAGAUUCAAACUGGAAGCGCAUUGACUUUAACAAUCAAUUGAUUAUUGCUGACAAAAUCUUGAUUAAACAAUUCUUCGAUCAGAGCAAAUUCAGUGUACCCAAAACCUUUCGGAUUCAAAUCGUGCACUGGACGAUUGAAGGCUUGCAACUCUGACCUGGACAUCAUUGUUUCUUUGAUGUUUUUGAAUGAUUGCCUGGAAAAUAGUGAAUUUUAUUUAUUCAAAAUAAUUCUUGACAUAUUGACGUACGUUGGAUGGACUAUGGUGACUGUUAAUCUGCCACAAAAUGGCCAGUCUAAGGCUUGAUCAUGCUCAGAUUUCAUUAGGUGAAUCAGGAUUGCUAGAUAAUUUGGGUCUUUUGGAGAUAGAUUGAUUCUAAGACAUAAUCUACAAUAAUAACAUUAAAUACUCAUUAUUAUUGUAUAGUACUUACAAAGUCAGUUGAAACAAGGUAAAGAUAAAUUAAAACUGGUGACUGAAUAUUUUCAUAAGAAAUGCACUGCCACUAGUCAAAUUACCUUUACCUUGUGUCAACAUACUUUGUAAAUACUAUAACGACUAUUACAUACUUGUAGCCAUAAGGAUUGGUGUAAAACCCAGGGCUAUAAUGCAUCAGCCUUGGAUUUUCUCUCAUUUGAGCUAUUUUAUUUUUAAAAUCGUUAAAAUGCCAAAGGAAACAGCCAUUGCAGUAUCUCUGUUGGAAAUUAGCAGUUGUACUUGUUAAAUUUGUUAAUUGUUGUGACAUAUUAGCUAUAAUAAUGUCUUGUUCUCUGGUUUUUUGUUCUAAAAAUACUAUUUUUUCAUAUAAGGCCCUAAAACAAAUAAGAAUAAGUAGGUAAUUGAUUAUGCAUGGUCUAUUCACAAUCUGUAGUCCAAAGGUACAGGUAAAAUUUAUCACCUUUUAAUACUAUUUGAUAGGGAAAGAUGAUAAAUUUACCUGUACCUAUGGAAUACAGGAUAUAAUUACCUUAAUAAAUUAUCAUUAUCACUAUCACCAGUAGUAGAUUUAAGUUGUUGAUUAUCAUGUUUGGAUGGAGGAUCCCAAAAAUUAGCCUGAGCCAAAGUGCUAGAAGCAUUUUCACUACCAACAUUCACUUUGCCAUAGGCCCUAGACAAAAGGCCCAAAUGUAGUUGGAUAUUUUCCUGCAGGUGCCUUUGCAGCUCGGGAUCAUCUUCAAACUUUUCAUAGCACCCAAAAUCCACAAACUGGCACCUCAACUUUUCGUGAUCUGGCAACUCUGGUACUCUAAACUGACAAACCAACAAAUGCUCAUCAACAUCCAAGGGUGAUAAUUCCUCCAGACAACCACGCACUAUAUUAGGACACUUUGUCCUUUGCUGCGAAAUUUCCCUUCUAGUAAAAUUAUCAGGGAAAACAUCUUUGUCUUUGUUUAGCUUCAUUUUAUCUACAGGACACGCGUUCUCUUUUCUACAAUGCAACAAUGAGUCACUAGUUGCGUAUAAAAAUUACAUACUCACUCUAGCCAUCCCUGAAUGCAAUUCCUGCAAAACCUGUGCCCGCAAGAGGUGACCACAGGGUCCCUGAGCCAGGCCAGGCAAAUGGGGCACUCAAAGCGUGCCUCGGGGGCAGCGAAUUCGUCUAUUAUCGAGCUCUCUUGGGCCGAAUUGUAUCCUCCUUCAGCCAUUAUUUAAUUAUUAAUAAAAAUAGGCAUUUGUUGUUUAUUUAAGCUUUGUUCCAACCCAACCAGGAAACUGUAAUAUUGCUGUCAGGAUUCUGCGCAGAAACCGAAAUUCGUAUACAGAGUGGUUCCGAAACCGUUCUGGGACUGGUUGGAACAAACCUUUAAUCAGCUGAUUGUCAAAAGUCUCUUUCUAAAUGCUAUAAAAUAAAAAAGGACAAAAAUACAAAUGAAAUCAGCUGUUUGUUGUUUUGGUACUAUUAAUUUUCUCUUUAAAAAUUCUAAUUAUUUUCCACGCAUAGACUGCAAAGUAAUUACUAAUCCAUUAGUACUGCUAUCAGUCUUGAAAUGUGAAUCUAUGCUCAGUAAGCUUUGAUUUUGAUAAGGCACACAAAGCACGUUCAAAUUCUAUACGCAAAAUGUGAACAUUUAGAUAAGGAGUUUUAAAUUUGUGAGUGUGUGUUUGUUUGAAGAAGUCAUGGUUUCCUUAUGUACUAGUAGUACUAAUGGUUAUGAAUCUAUUGGGGAACCCAAAUCGCAACAAAUUUACGAUUCGGAAAACGACCAAAUACUCUGUCACAUUUUCGCCUACAAAAAGUCCAAUUGCAGGAGCUUCUUCUAUCAUUUGUUCAGUAUUUUACUUGCUUUUAUUCCUUAUAUUGUAUUUAGGGCGUAUCCUCGUUUCAAGGCUCAAUUCAAGUACAAACAGUGUCACAUUGAAAUCGCUGAGAUUUUCUUAGUAUGUGACAAUCACAAUAAAUGCACAAUCCAACAAGUGGGCGUGACCUCGGUAAAUCUACCUCAUUUUGGUCUAAGGGGCACAGUGAAGUAUUUUUUUCAUCAACGCACAAAGUACGUAUGGGUACCUGCAACAAAUUCCUUCGGUACCUUAAACCAACUGUUAUGGUCCCAGAAAACGUGCGACGAUUACGUAGAAAAUACUGAAGUUUUAUCAAACAGUGAAUAUCUGGAAUUAUUUAACCUGUAUGGACCAAAUAAAAUCGAAGUGGAAGUUAAAACUUAUUGGCGAUUGUUUGUUGAGGAAAUUUUCAAUCCUUUUUACAUGUUUCAAGCAUUCUCCAUAGCCCUGUGGUGUUUUGAUGAUUAUUUCAUCUAUGCCUUGUGCGUCAUCAUUCUCACUUUAUUUUCCAGUAUUACUUCUCUGAUACAAACACGCAAGCAAAGUGAAAGCUUGCACGAUAUUGUUGAAUCAUCCAGGUGCCAUGAAGUAGCAGUAUUAAGGGAAUUAUAUAGGGGCGAGACUUGCAUGAAAAUCAAUCCUGAGCAACUUGUCCCAGGAGAUUUAAUUGUAAUGCCCGCUUCCAAUUUUAUAAUGCCCUGUGAUGCUGUAUUGUUAACAGGGCAGGCUAUUGUCAACGAGAGUGUUUUAACAGGUGAAAGUGUGCCAGUAACAAAAACAUCACUACAUUCUGGCACUGAAGCUUAUUCUACCAAUACACACAAGCGGCACACGUUAUUUUCAGGCACCGACAUCCUUCAAACGCGGUAUUAUGGGGGCGAAAGCGUCAUUGCAAGGGUAGUAAGAACAGGCUUUGACACCACCAAAGGGCAUUUAGUCAAAAGCAUCCUAUUCCCUAGCCCAGUCAAUUUGCAAUUCCACAAAGACGCAUUCAAGUUUGUUUUUGUACUUUUCAUUAUUGCAUUUAUUGGAAUGUUCUAUUGCCUUUAUUUGUAUUUGUUGAGAGAAGCUCCGUUAAAGGAGAUUUUGGUGAGGGCACUUGAUAUAAUUACAAUUGUGGUACCACCUGCUUUGCCUGCUGCAAUGGCUGUUGGUACAGUGUAUAGCCAAAACAGACUAAAACAAUUAAAGAUUUUUUGCAUUAGUCCGCCUAGGAUUAAUGUGUGUGGCAAAAUCAAGCUUGCUUGUUUUGAUAAGACUGGUACUCUCACUCAUGACGGUUUAAGCAUGAAUUCCGUAAUUCCUUGUAACGAUGCUCAAUUUUUCGAUCCUGUCACUGAUAUAGCUGAAUUAGAAGUUCAAAGUGAGUUUGUUAGAGGCAUGGCCACUUGUCACUCGUUGACCAGAAUAGAAGGCCAACUAAAUGGAGAUCCUUUGGAUUUAAACAUGUUUGAAUUCACAAAAUGGAAAAUAGAAGAACCAGGCAUGGUUGAAACUAAUAGAUUCGACAUGUUGGCUCCUACAGUUGUAAUGCCUGCAAAAAGGCCCACGAAAUUGAAAUUGGCUCAUGAUGAAAAAGAAUUUUGCGCUCAGGACACUCAGAUAGGUAUAAUAAGGGAAUUCUCAUUUUCCUCCACCUUGCAAUGCAUGUCUGUGAUUUGUAAAGAUUUGGUGUCUCCCAAUAUGUUUGCAUAUACAAAAGGUGCCCCUGAAAAACUAUUUGCCCUAUGCAUACCCGAUACACUGCCAAAAGAUUUCCAAACAAGACUGAGCUUCUACACUGCCCGCGGCUAUAGAGUAAUAGCUCUAGCCCACAAAAACUUACCCACUAAAUUCAAGUGGAAGGAUGCUCAAAAAGCCAAAAGAGACAAAAUCGAAUGCAACUUGCACUUUCUCGGUUUACUAAUACUACAAAACCCCCUCAAAGACGAAACUGUGCCUGUAAUAACACAAUUACACCAGGCCAACAUAAGAACUGUAAUGAUUACAGGCGACAAUAUCAUGACAGCGAUUUCAGUAGCCAGAGAUUGCGGCAUGGUCGACGCCUACGCCGACAUUUACAUUUUAGAAGUAACCGAAUCUGAAGAUGAAGCUCCCGAGCUUCUGGUGAAAAAAGCUGGAAGCGGGGCCCAACCUGAUAUUGCUGUGAUCGAAAUUUACAACCAACAUUGCCAUAUUGCCAUGGAUGGUAAGACUUGGGGCAAAUUGCGCACUUAUUAUGAGCAUUUAAUACCGAAUUUGCUGGUCAGGGGGACGAUUUUUGCCCGGUUCCAGCCUGACCAAAAAACCCAGCUUGUUGUUGCCUUGCAAGAGCUGGAUUAUGUUGUUUCUAUGGUUGGAGAUGGUGCUAAUGAUUGUGGGGCCUUGAAAGCAGCUCAUGUCGGGGUAUCUUUAUCACCAGCAGAAGCUAGCGUUGCAGCUCCAUUCACCUCAGGAAUACCAAACAUUUCCUGUUUGAUUUGGUUGAUUUUGGAGGGCAGGUGCGCCCUAGUCACAAGCUUUGCCAUUUUCAAAUACAUGGCCCUUUACAGUCUAAUACAAUUCACCACUAUUCUAAUCCUUUAUACGUGUCACUCUAUUUUAGGAGAUUUUCAGUUUUUGUUUAUAGAUCUUAUUAUUACUACUACUUUGGCUGUGACAAUGGGUAGGCAAGGACCAUCGAAAAUCUUGGGUGCCAAACGUCCCAUGUCCUCUUUGGUGUCCCCCAAAAAUCUGGUGCCUUUAAUUCUACAAAUCGUCGCGUGUGCCUUUUUCCAGUUGGCGGCACUAUACUAUUUGUACCAGCAAAAGUGGUUUGAACCAAUACCCGAUCAAGGUCAAGACGAAAUAGUGGUUUCCUGGGAAAAUACAGUAUUAUUUACGGUUUCUUGUUAUCAGUACGUUAUUUUGGCUUGGCAAUUUUCCAAAGGGAAACCGUUUAGGAAAUCUGUUUUAACGAAUUUUUGGUUUAUUUUAAACGUGGUCUCUCUUACUGCAUUUGUAACGUGGAUGAUGCUCAGUCCUUGUAAGAAAAUAGCUGAAAUUAUGGAACUAAUGCCUUAUAAGGAUUUGGAGCAAAGAAGUUUUAGAUAUUUGUUAGUUUUAUUUCCUGUUGCGCACUUUUUAGCUUCAGGAUUUAUUGAGAUGUUUAUGUCUGAUCGAGUAUGGCUGAAAAAGUUGUUCCAGUGUGUUAGUUGCAAAACACGGCCUAAAAAUAAGUACAAACGUCUAUUACGAGAUAAUGAGUUUGUCAACUAUUUUAAUUCGUUGCAAAUAUCUCGGUGACAUCUUUAUGCAAUUAUUAUUAUUAUAAUAUAAAAGUAUGACC